GGUGUGUGUGUGUGUGUGUGUUGAGGAGCGAGAAAUGUCAGUGGUGUAGGCGUUUUUUAACGGUAGAAAAUACACGAAAAGCAUUAUGCAACGCUUGCAAAGUCGAGGUACGCAAACAACGGCAGGAAGCUAACGCUAGUAACGUUAGGCAGCAGACAAAAAAGCAGCGCACCUGGGAGCCCAAUACAGCAAGUACUCGACCAAAGGAAGACACCAAAGGAAGGCAAUAACGAUCAAGCAGUGAUGCCAUCGAAAGAGGCCAAGCCCAACUUCAGUCUCUCUCAGAUGUCUGAGAUAUUGAAGAGGGUUUUUGCACUGACACCAUCAGAACUUCACAGUUUGCCCAGCUACGAUGACCAAAACCUCUAUGUGGAGACCAAGGAGGGAAGCAAGUACGUCCUAAAAAUCCUGAACUCAGUGGACAGUCAGGAUCACAGGCUGGUUGAGGUGCACACAUAUGCCAUGUCUUUUCUGCACCAGAAAGGACUUCCUGCCCAAACAGCCCUACCCAACACUUCAGGACAGCUCAUGAGUCUGGAAGAAAUGGAUUGUGGCUAUGGCUCUCAGAAGUACUUGGUGCGGCUGUUGACUUAUUUGCCUGGCAUUACUGUUUCCAAGGUCCCUCUUACACCAGAGUUGUUGUACGACAUUGGCAAAACAGCAGCCAGAAUGGACACUCUCCUGAAAGAGAUGGAACAUCCUCAUCUCAGUGUGCUGCAGAGGGAGAAUUUCAUAUGGAGUCUGUCGAAUGUUCCCCUUAUGGAAGCCUAUUUGAGUGUACUUGAUGGAAAUCCUCUUCAGGACAUAAUUAAGUCUGUCAUUCAGCAGUACAAGACCUGUGUGGCCCCGAAAUACUCAGACUUUCGCAAGUGUAUAAACCAUGGUGACUUCAAUGACCUCAAUCUGCUUGUGCAAUCUGAUGGAAGCGAUGGCUACAGGAUCAGUGGCAUCCUUGACUUUGGGGACAUGCACAGUGGCUACUACAUUCACGAGUUGGCGAUCACUAUCAUGUACAUGAUGAUGGAACACCCUAACCCUGUUGAGGUGGGUGGACCCGUCCUCGCGGGCUGGGAAAGCAUGCUUCCUCUCAAUGAGGUAGAAAAAGAAUGCCUCUAUGUGCUGGUGAUGUGCCGCUUCAGCCAGUCAUUGCUUUUCGCUCGUUACUUUGUGACUCUGCAUCCAGAAAAUGCAGAGUAUCUGAUGAUUUCAUCCAAGAAGGGCAUCUCAAUUUUCCCUCAAAUGUGGGAGCUCGGCAAGGACCAGACAGAGAAAGUGUGGUUCCAAAGUGCUGCUCGCUACAAUGAUGGAAAAGUAGCCUAAUGUUCAAGAUCAUGAGUUGGGAAAAUAGGCCUGACAUAUUAUGCAUGUUUUAAAAACUGGGGUAUAAUCAGUACUCUAUGGUACUGUUUUUUAUCACACUUUAUGGGAAUUUUAUAUACUAAUUGUUGCAGAUUUCUGUGUAUAUUUAUAUGAAUGUUUGCCCAUAAUCUCUGUGUACAGGACUUGAACCACUUAGCAAUCUGUGGUCAUCGUUGUCUGAUCCUCCUCUUAAUGUUGCUGUGCAUUUAAAAAGGAAAAUGAUUUGGAACUGUAGACAGGGCUAGUUAAGUUAAACCACACUGUUGUAACUCGUGCAGAAUGAGGCCUGGCAUUGUGUAUCUUUGACAUAGAGGUCUGUUUCCCUCCAAACACAUGCUGAAACUUGGACUUGAGCUCGGGCUCAGAGAGCUGUGAGGUUUCUGUGUAAAAGGAACGUGUGGCUUAGUUUAGUACAGUUUCAGGUUGUGUUUGCUGAUGCGGUGGCAAGUUGUGUACAUAGUGACAGUGGUUUUUCCAUGCUCAUGUGGCCAUUUUCAUCAUUGUAGGAGGAUGACAUCAAGCACAACAAUCAACCACUAAAACAAAUUUUACUGUUCAGGAAUGCUAUAUAAUUAUAAUGUGACAUCUCCAUCAAGAAAUAAUAAUGUGCAAUGUUGCAACAAUUUUUAAAUUUUUAUUUGUAAACCAGAAAGAGCUUCUACGUAUUAGCCAGUACAGAAACAUGAAAAAAUUAUUUUGAUAAUUAACAAUGCUGUUAAUUAAGGGCAGCUGUGGCCUUUGGUGGUGGUCUAAUAAAAUUGUUAAGCACUUUAUGUGUCUAUAUUAAUAUAUUUUUUUCUGGAAAUGGGGUUUGUAAUAGAGUAAGUCUUAUUUUAUUAGAGUGUGAAAAUGACAUGUAAUGAAAACAUUUAGGGAUGUGGUGGUGCUACAUGUAAGAAGGUGUGUAACACCGAGCUGCUAUAAUUAUGAAUUUUCUCUUAGUUUGUACAUGUCUAGUUUUUCAGGAACACAGAUUUGUACCUCUUUGGAUUAUGGGUCGCUUCACUUUGAGUGGGUGAAAGGUUUAUAUGGAGUCACACAAUCUUGGACAAAAUAAACCCUCUUGAGGUUAAAUGUCAAUGCUUGCUUUGUUACUGCAAUUGUCCUAAUAAACUAAUACAGCACUCUUAAA
Solea senegalensis (Senegalese sole) is the source of this 2491-nucleotide messenger RNA. RefSeq names its product hydroxylysine kinase-like. Lineage: Eukaryota; Metazoa; Chordata; Actinopteri; Pleuronectiformes; Soleidae. The transcript is spliced from 5 exons. The record is from RefSeq and is a predicted model, not a curated record. Gene Ontology annotation, molecular function: amino acid kinase activity. Bases 244 to 1320 code for a protein of 358 amino acids.